This is a messenger RNA of Clonostachys rhizophaga, 684 nucleotides long. Lineage: Eukaryota; Fungi; Ascomycota; Sordariomycetes; Hypocreales; Bionectriaceae. The record is from the annotation of a GenBank genome assembly.
AUGGUCAACUUGAAGUACACUGCAGCCGUUGCUGCCAUGGCCUCCGGUGCCUCUGCCUCUCUUAAGAUCCACAACUACUGCGAUGUCGAGGUUUCCGUUGUCUCCUCCCACAACGGCGGUUGCGAUUCUGGUCCAGACGGUGCCUGUGUCACUGCCGGCAGCACUCCAUGGACCAUCAAGAAGGGCGGAAUCAGCACCUUCGACUGGAUCGCCAACGGUGCUGGAACCUCGCUCAAGAUCUCCAAGAAGGGCGUCGAGGGCGUCCUCCAGUUCGAGUAUGCCGUGGUCACCGGACAAUACGGCGGACUCUACUGGGACCUGAGUGACCUCGAUGGCAAGGGCAAUGGUCUCGUCGGAACACCCUUCUUCAACGACAACGUCAAGGUCAGCCCGACCGGCAAGGGCGUGGGCACCGGCACCUGUGUUCAGCUCCGCUGCACUGCUGGGCAGACCUGUCUCGACAGCUACCAGCACCCAGAUGAUCCCAACACCAAGAAUUGCCCUGUCGACACUGGCGACAUGUGGCUCGACCUCUGCCAGCCUGUCCACAUCUUCACCACCCGCGAUGAGGAGGCAGCUGCUCCCUCUCCCGCUGAGCGAGCUGAGGAGGCGGUCCCCGAGAACCACCAGCGUGCCCAUGCCCGCCAUCUCCUUAACCACAACCAUGGAGUCCACCACUCCUAG